AUGCCUAUGUCGACUCUCACUAACUUUAAAAUUUUUGCGUGGAAUGUUGGGGGUGCAGGGAACAAAGCUUUCAUCCGUUCUCUGAAGCUAGCCAUCCAGAAUCAUCAGCCGGAUUUCGUCAUCCUCCUCGAGCCUCAGAUUAGUGGCGCAGCGGCUAACUAUACAUGUGACAAGCUGGGUUUCCCAAAUUCUUUGCGGGUGGAGGCGGAUGGUAGGAAGGGUGGUAUCUGGGUGUUUUGGGAUGCGCGCAAGUUCUCUGUGCAGCUGAUUUCUGCUUGCAAUCAUCAUAUUUCGCUGAGGGUGGAGCAAGGCAACUGUCCCCCAUGGGUCCUGACCGCUGUAUACGCCUCGCCCAAGCCCAGUAACCAGCAGGUGCUCUGGAAUAACCUCCUCACUCAAAGUAACCAGAUUGAUAUCCCGUGGCUCCUCACGGGCGAUUUCAACGCAAUUCGCGCCGCGGAAGAGAAGUCGGGGCCCCCUACGGCAAAUACCCUGAGGAGAUGUCGCAUUUUCAACGACAGGAUCAAUAUGGCGGAGCUAAUCGAUUUGGGUUUCUCAGGGCCUCUUUUUACUUGGACCAGGGGGGACCAACUUCAAACGUACAGAGCGAGUAGGAUUGACAGAAUCCUGUGUAAUCUGAGGUGGAAUGAGGUCUAUCCCAACACUUCCGUGAUGCACCUCCCUCGGCUCCAAUCUGAUCACAGUCCCCUCCUCACUACUGCUUCCUCUCCAGGUGCAGCCCCGACCACUGAUCGUCCCUUCCGUUUCGAGGCGGCCUGGCUUACCCACACCAACUUCAAAGACUUUGUUGGCUCAGCUUGGGAGGGUAAUGCUCCUCUUCACAGUGCUUUGGCUAGUCUUGCGGGCAGCCUCAGAGAGUGGAACAUUAAUGUGUUCGGCCACAUUAAGAAGAAAAAGAACCGCUUGCUGGCUCGCCUAAAAGGUUUGGAAACAAGGUUAGCGAUCUCUUUCGAGCAAGGCUUGGAGAAACUUCACUCUAAGCUGGAGGCUGAUCUGGAUAAGGUUCUGGAGGAAGAGGAAAUCUUAUGGUUUCAGCGUGCUAGAGACCAGUGGGUGAAGUUUGGCGAGCGCAAUACGGCAUACUUCCAUCAGCAAGCCAACAUCAGAAGAAGGCGCAAUAAGAUCGAGGCCUUACGGGAUGAGAAUGAUCUAUGGGUGAAUGACCCUAAAUAUCUUGCUCUCUUGGUUUUCGAUUUUAUUACUAACAUUUAUGUGCAGGAAGUGUCGGCUUACGAGGAUAAACUUCCGAGGAACUGCUUUCCGAGACUGACCCAGACAGAGCUGAUGCAGUUGCUAAGACCCUUCACCAUCACGGACAUUCACAAGGCAGUCUUUGAGAUGAAGCCCUUCAAGGCCCCUGGUCCCAAUGGGUUUCAUGCCGCCUUCUACCAGCAGAUGUGGGGGACUGUCGGCAAAAAUCUCACGGACAUGGCGCUUUCCUUUUUCAACACCGGUGUUCUCCCAGAUUCAGUCUCCGAGUCCACCCUGGUCCUCAUCCCCAAAGUCGACAACCUAGAAAAGGUGACGCAGCUUCGUCAGAUUUCCCUUAACAACGUUAGUCUCAAGGCUAUCACGAAAGCGAUGACCAGCAGACUGAAGCCGCUCAUGAGGAAACUUAUCUCCCCCAGACAGAGCAGCUUCAUCCCUGGGAGACAAACCGCUGAUAAUAUUAUAGUGGUUCAGGAGGUUCUCCAUUCUUUCAGGAAAAGGAAAGGGAAAAAGGGAGGCCUGAUUUUCAAGAUUGAUUUAGAGAAGGCCUAUGAUCGGCUUCGCUGGGACUUCCUGCGAGACACUCUAAAGGAGAUCGGGUUGCCAAGCUCCUGGAUUAACUGCAUCAUGACCUGUGUGGAGCAAAACAGGAUGCGGAUUCUUUGGAAUGGAGAGUUAUCUCAGCCUUUUUCCCCGUCCCGCGGAGUCCGUCAGGGAGACCCUCUCUCACCCUAUCUGUUUAUGCUUUGCAUGGAGCGUUUAUCUCAUAAAAUUGAUGAAGCUGUGGACAAUGGCCUUUGGAAAGCUGUUAAGCUUACUACCAACAGUCCACCUCUUACCCAUCUCUUUUUUGCAAAUGAUCUCCUCCUGUUUGCGGAAGCAGAAUCCCGCCAAAUUCAAGUUAUUCAAUAG
Messenger RNA from Linum trigynum, 2142 nucleotides. Lineage: Eukaryota; Viridiplantae; Streptophyta; Magnoliopsida; Malpighiales; Linaceae. The record is from the annotation of a GenBank genome assembly.